CACCAUCUUCCUCCCACAACCGGAGUAUUUUUAUCCCCUGCACCCUCUAUAACCAAGUCCACCCCCUCCCCUCCACCAGCACUCCCCUCAACCCAGACCCCUACCGAAAGAACCAUGUCACUCCCCCGAAUCGCCUGUUUCCACGGCGGCGGCUCCAACUCAACCAUCUACUCAAUCCAAUGCGCCCAACUCUCCAACCUCCUCUCACACGACUUCCAACUCGUAUUCUUCGACGGUCCCUUCACCCGCGACGCCGGCCCAGGCGUCCUCCCCGCAUUCAGCAACCACGCGCCCUUCAAAUCCUGGUUCACGGCCGACACCACCGGCACCGAGAUCCCCGACGGCAGCGGCUAUGAUGCCUCAGGCCGGGACGGUAUCGAACGGGUAUGGAAAUUGAUGAGGGAGAAUGAUUGGGCGCAGGAGGGGGCUGUUGGGCCGUGGGUGGGCGCCAUUGGAUUUAGUUUAGGGACGAGAGUGGUGGGGGGGUUGUUGUUGGAUCAGCAGAGGAGAGAGGAGGGGUGGGGUGAGGGUGUGAGUGCGGGAGAGGGGAUAAAGUUGAAGUUUGGGGUUUGUUGUAUGGGGGCGGGGAGGCCGAUGGGGUCGGAGGUUGGGAAACACUUUAAUUUCGACACGGAUGUGGUUAGUAUUCCUACGCUGCAUGUCCACGGACUCAAGGACUGGGUGUUGCCGUUGAGUCGUCAGCAGUAUGAGACGUAUUAUGACUCGAAAUCGAAACGGUUGUAUGAGGUUGAUUAUCAUCAUGCUAUGCCGUGGGUGAAAGAGGAGGUGGAGCAGUUGGCGCACCGGAUACGGCAGAUUUAUAAGGAGAGUGUUUAGCUGAUUGUCACUGUGUUUAUGAUGAUGACGGUAUAUGAUAUUAUAGACUAUAGAUCAAUAACCAUGAUCCAGCCUAAUACAAAGACCCCAAAGAAUGACACCAAUGUUAUUUC
Messenger RNA from Aspergillus sclerotioniger CBS 115572, 950 nucleotides. RefSeq lists its product as uncharacterized. The record is from RefSeq and is a predicted model, not a curated record. Gene Ontology annotation, biological process: secondary metabolite biosynthetic process. NCBI's taxonomy places the organism in Eukaryota, Fungi, Ascomycota, Eurotiomycetes, Eurotiales, Aspergillaceae. The coding region runs from base 115 to 837 and encodes 240 amino acids. Gene Ontology annotation, cellular component: cytoplasm; nucleus. The transcript has 2 exons.